ACAUGUGUAUACUUCAUUUGAUUCGAAGAUUAUUGUUGGUGAGUGCUACUUGGAUGAAAGAUUAUAGCAAUUUCUAUACAAAAGAAUGGAAUAAUGUGGACAAUUCUCCACAAUUAUCAUUUACUGUGUUCUUAAUCAUUCAUGCAGAAUAAAUGGCAGCAUUGAAGUCGUAACGUUCCCGUUUGACUCAGAAAAAUCAAUGAUAAUUUUCAUGUAAUCUGUUUCUAUCCAGAAAGCUAUUUUUUUCUGCUCAUAUUGAACAUAAUCUUUUCAAUAGUUUUUUUUUUUUCAAAUCAAAACUUAUAAUUAAAAUAUGUACUGUCGAAUGGUAUCUAGUAAAUUAGGUAGUUCGAAAUUUAUGAGUGAAGUUAAAUGUUAAUAAAACAGGCAACUAUUUCGUGCAAUAAAACGAAAUAUACAGAAAAAAAAAUAAAUGUCUUUAAUUAAAUCUGCACACUGAUAAAAAAAAAAAGGAGACGAAACGAAUUUAUCCAUAAGAAGAAAGCUACAAGCUUCGUUGAAUUUGGUGACAGAUUAAAAGUAUUGUUUGAAUAAAAAAGGAAUAUGUCAUCAUCGCAUUGGGAGGAAUUCUAUGCAAAUCAUUUGCCACCGGCUGAUUUUGAAGAUAAUCGGUCGCUUCUGAAGGAAUUUUGUGACCGACAUAAUGAAGACCAGAAUUCGAUUGUCCUUGUCACGUCUGGCGGAACGACGGUGCCUUUGGAGCAUAACACGGUUCGAUUUGUAGAUAAUUUUAGCGCUGGUACGCGUGGAUCUGCAUCGGCUGAAUACUUUUUAGAUCAUGGAUAUGCUGUGAUUUUUAUGCAUAGACAAAAAUCGUUGGAACCAUUUACACGACAUUUUACGGGCCAACAAUUCUUUGAUAUGCUCGAUGUUGCUGAAACGAUGGAAAAUGGAGAAAGUGGCACACCUUCAAUUUUUGUGAAGCCGGAUUCGGUUGACGUGCUGGCACCAAUAUUAGCGAAAUACAAAAUUGCACAGGAGGCAAAUAAAAUACUGUACAUAAACUUCACAAGUGUUGUCGAUUAUAUGUGGCUACUGCGUGCUGCAUGCGAAUGUUUGGCUGCCUUCGAUAAACGAGCUGUCCUCUACUUAGCAGCUGCUGUAUCCGACUUCUAUAUUCCUUCCGAUAAAAUGCCAACGCACAAAAUGCAAUCAGGACAUGGAGCACCAACGAUUUCUUUGCAACUUGUGCCAAAAAUGUUGGCUCCCUUGGUCAGUCUAUGGGUACCGAAUGCAUUUGUGGUAUCAUUCAAGUUAGAAACGGAUGAAAAUCUGCUGAUCGUCAAAUCGCGUGAUAGCCUGAAUAAGUACAAACAUAAGCUGGUAAUUGCGAACAUGUUGCAAACAAGAAAGAGCCGUGUUAUAUUUGUGACACCAACCAGUUCGUAUGAAAUCAAUCUGACAAGAGACCAAUUGUUAGCUGGACUGGAGAUUGAGGAGUUCAUUGUGGCGGAUGUGGUGCAAAGUCACGAGGAAUUCAUGGCCGCAACACCUUUACAAUGACCUGUUCGUCGCAGAAAACAGUUGCGAGUCGACUGCAAAGUGACGAUGCCACAUUUUUGCCGUUUGCUGAAUCCGGGAGGAGCUGGACUUAAGAGGAAAUUCUAAAUAUAUUAUUUUCACGGGAAAAAAACAAAACAAGAUUGUUUUUUGUGAGCAGGGAUGUUUAUAAGAAGUCGAACAAACAGUAUGACUUUGUGUGUUAUUUCCAUACAAACAAACAAACAGAGACUUGUUUUGUGGGCGGUUGGUUCAAAGUGUGUUUUUUUUGUAUGGGAUUGAAAAAAAAAACAUGAAAUUCUGUUUGACAACGUCUAAUUUGUUUUGCUUGAAAUGACAUAGAUCUGAUUCAAAUGUAUGGGUUCACUAAAAUAGUUUCAUACUAUUUCUGCAUAUUUUCUGGAAGAAAAUUGGUUUGCAUAGGUGUUUUUGGGAAUUUGAAGAAAAUAAAUUACAGUUUGAACAUUUUAAUUUAUUACUUUCGGCGGGAUUAUUUUGGUGACUCUCUGAAGAGAAUUCCACUCUAAUCAAAUGUAUUAUCCAUAGUUUUUUUUUUUUAAAUCAUUUUAGAUUUUUUUUUUCUUUACAUGGUUUACAAAAUGGUUUUGUAUGUAUAUAAAAUAAAUAAAUUAUUAUAUAGAUUUAAUGUAAAAUUAAAAAUAAAAUAGAGCCAGUGUAUCAGAUCCACAGAAAACAACAAUAUUCCAGUAAUCUUAAAAUACUAUUUAAAAUUAAGCAUGAUUCAGUUGUGUGCCUCUCCUUUUCCAAGAGUAGAAAAGAAAAAACAAAGCGUUCAAAAAAACAAGAGUAGUUGGUUUAUCCGACUAGUUGGACAAAGCAGCUUCAAAUAAACCGUUAGCGAUUAGAAUCAAAGAGCAACAUUUUUUGAAUAUUUAUUAGGGAUACAAUUUUGAAAAGAAAUUGAUUUAAAAGAAACAUAGUAAUGUCUCAAAACAACCAAUAUAUCAUUGUAAUUGUCUGCCCCGUAACAAAUCUGUAAAAUAUUCUUUAAUGCCUUCUUAAAUUGCAUCACAAAUACUCGCAAGAUCGAUGAAUAUCACAACCACCAACUAACAUUGCUACUAUUUUUAUACACACUUUUUUGUUCGAUAUAAUUUACUUUCUAAAUUGCUCGACCAUUUUCAAAGGCGAUCACUUUGAUUGGAGUUUCGACCAAAAGAAAAAAGAACAACUAGAAACCUACAUACAAACAACAUAUCGAACGCGAACAAAUUUGAUUUUAAUAGAAAUUCUAAAAAUCACUUCAAUGCUCAUUGAACGGUAGAUCGAUAUAACAUUUCCCAUGAAGUAUUUAAAGGCUUCUCUCACUGUCCCUCUUUUUAAUUCUUUAUUUAGUUCUCAGUGUCCUUUGUAUUUAUGAUAUAGCUUCGAACCAGAAAAGAAUAUAAUAAUAUUAACAAAAACAACAACAGCAACAACAAAUAACUUACAGGGUUUUAAAUAAUAGAUUUUUCGAAUAAAUUUUGUUUUAUGGAUAUUUUUUUGAAACCCAAAAUUGCAUAUAUAGAACUUAGUUUAUAUGAAAUCAAUGUUUAGAUGUUUAACAAUUUCAAGAUAAAUUAUAUAUCCCAAAAAUGCAAAAGAAAAAAAUGGAGUAAGACAAUUUGUCGAAUAAUGUAUUGCGCUUAAGAUUGUAUCUGAAAAUAGUUGCAUUUUUAGCAUGAAUUCCUUAUCAUUGAAAAUUCCCCCAAAACUGGCAUGAUAGAAAAAUUUCGAAACAAAACCACCUACAUAUUAAAACGGGUUUACAAAUAAAUGUGGAAGAAACAUA
Molecule: messenger RNA, 3313 nt
Organism: Sitodiplosis mosellana (orange wheat blossom midge)
Lineage: Eukaryota; Metazoa; Arthropoda; Insecta; Diptera; Cecidomyiidae
Gene: Ppcs
Product: phosphopantothenate--cysteine ligase
Exons: 7
Coding region: 565-1524 (319 amino acids)
Biological process (GO): coenzyme A biosynthetic process
Cellular component (GO): cytoplasm; nucleus
Molecular function (GO): phosphopantothenate--cysteine ligase activity
Source: RefSeq, a predicted model, not a curated record